CGGAAGUAAAUAAACCUUUUCGUUGACUUGAACGUUGGUUUCUCGCGGAACAUUUGUCAAAAUGUUGACGAAGGCACCCAAAUUGAAAUAUAUAAUCAAAAGGAAAUCGAAGAAUAACAUAAAUGUGAGGCCGACAUCAGACCCGAUGAUUGAACUCCUAGUGCUGCUGUUUCUGAACAGCCUGGCGGAGGAGGCGAAGUCCAAAGCUUUUGAGGAGAAAUCUGCAAAGAUCAGCGCUCAACAUCUCAAAGCGAUCUCCAAGAAAAUGCUGAAAAAAUCCCGGGGAUGAAGACGGCGAAGUACGUCAUCGUCAUUUUUAUGAACAUGAUCAGUGACGGUAGCAUUUUUUUAUUUACUGAUUAUAUAAUGUUUUCAUCAACAUUUUUUAUUUUUGUGUUUGUUUAAAAAAAAUGUUUAUCCUCUGUGUAUCUGAUAUCCUGUCAUGAGAGAUUUUUGUUCUUUAUUAAAUUCUUCUUGAUCUUAUAAUUGCU
Pseudoliparis swirei is the source of this 491-nucleotide messenger RNA. RefSeq names its product centromere protein W (gene cenpw). Lineage: Eukaryota; Metazoa; Chordata; Actinopteri; Perciformes; Liparidae. The record is from RefSeq and is a predicted model, not a curated record. The transcript has 3 exons. Gene Ontology annotation, molecular function: DNA binding; protein heterodimerization activity. The coding region runs from base 62 to 289 and encodes 75 amino acids. Gene Ontology annotation, biological process: kinetochore assembly; mitotic cell cycle; chromosome segregation. Gene Ontology annotation, cellular component: nucleoplasm; kinetochore.